This is a messenger RNA of Cuscuta epithymum, 699 nucleotides long. The record is from the annotation of a GenBank genome assembly. Lineage: Eukaryota; Viridiplantae; Streptophyta; Magnoliopsida; Solanales; Convolvulaceae.
AAAAAGGUGAACUUUCUAGAAUGGAAGAGGGAACAUGGGCACCGAGAAGCUCUGGUCUUGCGUCGCUACCGCGUCACAGGGAGAGACGACUACAAGAAGUAUUCGGGAUUGUGUAGAAUGACACAGAAGCUGGUGAAUAUUUUGAAGCAGAUGGACGCGAGAGAUCCUUUUCGGAUUGAGAUGACUGAUGCCCUUCUAGAAAAGCUGUACAACAUCGGUGUUAUAUCAGAAAGGAAAAGUUUAGCAUUGUGUGAAAAAUUAUCAGUGUCAUCUUUCUGCCGACGUAGACUCUCCACUGUCUUGGUGAGGCUGAAGUUUGCUGAACACUUGAAGGAAGCUGUGACUUAUAUAGAACAGGGGCAUGUUCGAGUUGGACCAGAUACUAUUACCGAUCCAGCAUAUCUAGUUACCAGAAACAUGGAAGACUUUAUUACAUGGGUAGACACGUCAAAGAUUAGAAGAAAGGUUUUGGAGUACAAUGAUAAGUUGGAUGACUAUGAUGCAAUGCACUGAUUCAGUCAUGUAACUGAUAUUAGAUUUGUGUUUUCCUUUUUAUUUUCAUCUUUGGACACAAUCUAAUGCGUUUUUAUUUAUUACAGAGUUGUAUUUAUUUUUAAAUAUUUGCUAGUUUACCUUAUCUUAGCUGUUUCCUUAAAUACAGAACCUUGCUGAUCAUUCUGAAAACAUUGCUACUUGCUA